This is a messenger RNA of Iphiclides podalirius (scarce swallowtail), 3009 nucleotides long. Lineage: Eukaryota; Metazoa; Arthropoda; Insecta; Lepidoptera; Papilionidae. The record is from the annotation of a GenBank genome assembly.
AUGUCUCAUUUUAAAUUAAUUUCUACAACUAAAGCUUCAGAUGUUGUGCCUGUUAAAAAGUACGUGUCUGAAAAGACCGGCUUGAAAAUUAUUAUUGCCGACGUAGAAGGACCUGUCGUGAAUGGUUUUUUCUGUCUUGCCACUGAAGCUCAUGAUGACGAUGGCCUCCCUCAUACAUUAGAACACCUAAUUUUUUUGGGAUCGGAACGUUAUCCUUACAAGGGUAUCUUAGAUUUGUUAGCCAAUCGCUGUAUGGCUCAUGGAACAAACGCUUGGACUGACACUGAUCACACUUGUUAUACCAUCUAUACUGCUGGUGAUGAAGGAAUGUUGACCUUGCUUCCAAUUUACCUUGAUCAUAUUCUAAGGCCUACCCUAACAGAUCAAGGGUUUAUUACGGAAGUCCAUCAUAUUGAUGCAGAUGGAGAAGAUGCUGGGGUGGUGUAUUGUGAAAUGCAAGGCCGUGAGAAUUCGGCUGAUAGUAGAUGUGAAAUAAGAAUGUUACGUGCUAUGUACCCGAAUAGUGGCUACUCAUCAGAAACUGGAGGUAUUAUGGAAAAUCUGAGAACUUCCACAAACAACACCAAAGUAAGAAAUUUUCAUAAAAAGUUCUAUAGAGCUGAAAACCUCACAAUAAUUCUCACUGGACAAAUUGCUGACCAUGAUGUUUUUAAAGCUUUGUCUGUAGUGGAAGAUGACAUCAUAGUUAAGAGGGAAAAAGAGCCAUUGGAAGAAUGGGUCAAGCCAUGGCAGACUGUACCACCUGCACCACUGUAUGGCGAAUAUACAGAACAGUGGCCAGCCGACACUGAAGAUUGUGGACAGGUACUAUUUGGAUGGCGGGGCCCACUUUUGACAGAAAAAACAGCAAUAAAGGAUCUCACUGCAUGUGCCGUUCUUCUGCGAUACCUUUGCGACACGGCUGCAGCUCCAUUACAGCGUUGUCUCGUUGAAAGGGAGGAUGCCCUUGCUGGUGAUGUCUCCUACAACCUGACGGAGAACCUGGCGCCGCUGAUCAAGAUCGAGCUGGACAACGUGCCAGUGAGGAAGCUGGAAGCGGCCCGCGACGAGGCGCGCAGGUGCCUAGCGUCCGUCCGUUCGGGCGACGAGCCCCUGGACAGCAGGCGCCUGGAGCGGCUGCUCCGCAAGCAGCUCAGGGAGAGCAUCGCCAGCCUCGAGUCGGAUCCGCACCAGGCGGUCGCCUUCCGCUGCAUCGGCGACGCGCUCUACUCGCAAAACGAACGCGACUUCAUUUCACGGAUGAACCCUCAACAAGUUUUAUUGGAACUACUGGAAGAAUCCACAGAUUACUGGAUGGAACUUCUCAGAAAGUAUUUCACUGAAGAAUCUGUUACCAUUAUUGGCUCUCCGAGUAUAGAGCUUCAAACUAAAAUGUCUGAAGAAGAAAAAAAGAGGAUAGAAGCACAAAGGGAGAAGCUUGGCGAGGCCGGUUUAGUAGAAAAGGGGAAACAACUAGAACAAGCAAUGGAAUUCAAUGAGCGGCCACCGCCUCCUGGCAUGCUGGCGUCAGUUCCGGUGCCGUCGUGCGACAACUUUAAGUGCCACAACAUCUCCACUUGGAGCACAGAUGGGCAGCCCUGUCCCUACUUCAAUCUCAAAGAAGUUCCGUUGUUCACGAGAUUGCAUUAUCUUAAGACCAACUUUGUGUAUAUAAACCUAGUUCUGGACAUGACGGACGCGGAGCAGAGCGCGCGGAAGUGGCUCACGCUGCACCUGAACGGGCUCGCUGAGUGCGCGGUGCGGCGCGGUGACGUCAUCGUGCCCCACGAGGAGGUCAUCUCCACGACGGAACAGCUCACCGUGAUGUUCAGCAACGACAUCGGCUUCGACCGCCCCGGCAAUUUCGCCGUCGGCCAGUUCGGCAACUUCGUGCACAUCGAGACCAGGUGCGAACCAACGGACUAUGAGGCAGUAGUGAAUCACUUGUACGAAGUGCUCUACUCGCCCGAAAUCACAAAGGAGCGACUGUUAGUAUUCGCCCAGAGGCUUAUCAAUGAUAGUGCACAGGUGCGUCGGAACGGUCACAAGAUGGUAUACGACACUCUGCGUGACGCCCUGUACUGCAAGGACAGCAACAUGCACUGGAGCGCAGUCCUACGGCAGCAGAAAUUCCUCAAGGAAUUGGUAGAGCAACUAAACGCGGGCGGCGACUCCGCCGAGGCUGCCCUUUAUGAAGCGAAGAAAACCUUCAAGAGCAUCGUCAGCAACGCCUGGCUCCACAUAGCGGCCGACUUCAAAAGAUACACUCUGCGCACGGAACCAUGGAAGCAGUUCGCUAGGGAGAAUGAGAUCACACCAAUACCGCCCAAGUUGUACUGGGAUGCGGAGCUGAUGUCCGGCUGGGGCGGCGGCUUCGUGGUGGGCGUGGGCGGCGUAGAGUCCUCGUUCGUGGUGCAGCUCAGCCCCGGCCCGCUGGGCUACGGGCUAGCCGACACCGCUCCCCUACUAGUCGCGCUCAACUACUUCACUCAGCUCGAGGGUCCAAUGUGGAGACUGAUCCGUGGAGGUGGGCUCUCUUACGGGUACGGAGUGCGUUCUGCUGCAGCAGAGGGCCGACUAGUGUUCUCGCUCUACCGCGCCACCAACACCGUUGCAGCCUACACCAAGGCCAAGACCAUUGUGGAAGAAUAUUUAAAAGAUGGAAAAUUUGACGAGGACUUGUUCGCUUCGGCAAAGAGCACAGCACUCUUUGAGGUGGUAGAAAACGAAAAAUGCCCAGCUGAUGUUGUAAAACAAUCACUCUUCAAUUACAUCAGACGCGUUGGCGAGAUGUAUAACAGGGACCUGGUGUGUGCGAUAGCGGCGGUGACCCCCGCGGACGCGCAGGCGGCCGCGGCCCGUUGGCUGCCCACCCUCUUUGAUCCCGACCAGAGCAAACUGGCAAUCGUAUGCCACCCUAACAAGGUCAACGACAUAAAGGCCGCUUUCGAAAAAAUUAAUAUCAAGGUGGAAGCCUAUGAGUCGAUGGAAGCAUCUCAUUUUAAUAAG